Molecule: messenger RNA, 1197 nt
Organism: Paramecium pentaurelia
Lineage: Eukaryota; Ciliophora; Oligohymenophorea; Peniculida; Parameciidae
Source: the annotation of a GenBank genome assembly
AUGAAAUCAAUGUAAUAAAGAUUGACUCCCACCACUAAACUAAAUAUGAAGGAUGAUUCAAAUUUGACAAGAAUUUAUUGUGUAAAUCAUUCAAAUAAAACUGCCAAAUAUUACUUAGUUAAGGAUAACACAAUUAAUCUAUGUUCAAAAUGCACAGUGUAAAUGAUGGGUAAGGGACACAAAGUUGAAGAAAUACCUGGUAUUGAAGAAGAAUACAGGAGGAAAUAAAUUAAUUAAUUUAUCAAUUAAGUAAAUAACAACAUUCCUCAUAUUGAUAAAAUGAUGAAUGCUCUAAUUACAAAAAGGGAUGAUAUUCAAAAAUACUAUGAAUAAUAAAAAGAAAAGGUUGAAAAGUUUCAUACUUAAAUUUACAAAGAUUUAGAAGAAGAGAAACUAAAAAAGUUAUAAUAAUUAUAUACUAAUUUUAAGAAUGUAUAAUAAUAAUAUGAUGAAAGCAUUUAAAAUUUAUAAUCAUCUAAAUCUGAAACUAUGUGUAUGAAAAAGGAUAUAGAAUUUAAUCUAAAUUCAAUUAUCAAGUAAAUUUAAAAUGAACCUUUUAAUGAAAUUAUGGCUAGUUAUCAUAAAAAUCUUCAAAUAUUCAUAAAUAAAACUGAUCUAAUAGCCAAAACUCCAAUUGAAGUCUUAAAAGUAACAUUAAAUGAACCAAUCAAUUUAAGUCAUCUUAUAUCAAUAUCAUUAUUGAAAACAUGCUUAAUCAAGAAAAACCUUCAAGAUUCAAAUAAUAAAUAAGAAUCUAAUGAUAGUGUAUAUGAAAGUUUAGAAAAAAAAGAAUACUAUACAUAACCAAAAAUUAGUAGAAUGGCAUUAUCUUCAGUAAAAACACCAAAAUAAGAUUACAGCAUAAAAAAUGUAGCCUCUUUUGAAAUAACCAAUGAAGAAUUGUAUGAAGAUGGACAUUCAUAGAUGAUAGAAAGAGAUGAUGUUGAAAAUUCAUAUUAAAUGAUGUUAUUAGAUACUCAUUUAGAUUAAGAACCAUAGAAAAAUGAUUAAGAUAUAUUAGGAUCAUUUGGACCAAUCUAAAUUAAUAAUAAUUCUAAUCCAAAUAAUAAUAAUACAAUAUUAUAAUCUAAUAAUAAUAAAUUAUUGGUUUCUAAAAUUAUUGAAAGAAACAAUUAAAAAAAUAUAGAUAAAAAUUAUAUGCUUAAAGCUACAAAUACAUCACUAAAGCAUAUAUGA